Messenger RNA from Fulvia fulva, 945 nucleotides. RefSeq names its product Aquaporin-3. The transcript is spliced from 5 exons. The coding region runs from base 1 to 945 and encodes 314 amino acids. Gene Ontology annotation, cellular component: plasma membrane. The record is from RefSeq and is a predicted model, not a curated record. Gene Ontology annotation, molecular function: glycerol channel activity; water channel activity. Gene Ontology annotation, biological process: water transport; glycerol transmembrane transport. NCBI's taxonomy places the organism in Eukaryota, Fungi, Ascomycota, Dothideomycetes, Mycosphaerellales, Mycosphaerellaceae.
AUGGGAGACGUCACCCACAUGGAGCGCCUCCACACAAACGAUCUCGAGAUUGGUGCAACAGAAGCCAUCCAAAAACACUUCGCCCGCCACGUCGUUGCGACUAAAUCUGUCUCCCAACGCAAACUCAACUUCGAACAUUCCCGUCCUCGAUGGCUCCGCGAAUGCAUGGCUGAGGCCACCGGCGUCUUCUUUCACGUCUUCCCCGGCAUUGCCGCAGUGACGGCUUUCACGAUCAACAAGGAAGACGCCGCAUUUGGAUUCUUGUUCCAGGUGGGCUGGGCCUUUGCGUUAGGAAUCGCGUUUGCGAUUAUCACGUGUGCAUCGACGAGUGAUGGGCAUUUCAAUCCGGCUGUUACGAUUUGUUUUGCGGUCUGGCAGGGGUUUCCAUGGAAGAAGGUGCCCUGCUACAUCUUCAGCCAGAUCUUCGGCGCGUUCAUGGCUGGACUUCUGCUUAUGGGCUUGUAUCAUGAACAGCUCGAAGCUUAUGCUGAGGGUUUGAGAGCGACUGGUGUUACGAGCAUGGUUUUUAAUGGGGGUCCCGCGUCCGUGCUAUGCUCAUUUCCAGCCGAGACGCAGCACAAUCCGGGGUAUUUGUUCUUGAUUGAGUUCUUCGUGGAUAGUUAUAUUGGAAUCAUCAUCUGGGCGACUCUCGAUCCUGCUAACCCUUUCAUCUCACCCUCGGGCGCUCCCUUCGUCAUCGGUCUCGCCUACGCCACCAUGGUCUGGGGCUUCGCAGACAUCACCAUCAGCACCAAUCUCGCCCGUGACCUAGGCACCCGGAUCGUCGCGGCCAUCUUUUACGGCGGCGAAGCUUUCUCGUACCACAACUACUCCUGGAUUGCGAUACUAGUGAACAUCCCAGCGACGCUUUUCGCCACCGGUUUACUACGAGUUCUUGAUGAGGGACAGUCUUCAGAAGAUAAGCAAGGGGGCGGCUCUGCAUGA